This is a messenger RNA of Penicillium argentinense, 480 nucleotides long. Its product is annotated as mitochondrial fission 1 protein. The transcript has 4 exons. The record is from RefSeq and is a predicted model, not a curated record. Lineage: Eukaryota; Fungi; Ascomycota; Eurotiomycetes; Eurotiales; Aspergillaceae. Gene Ontology annotation, molecular function: protein binding. Gene Ontology annotation, biological process: mitochondrial fission; peroxisome fission; autophagy of mitochondrion. Gene Ontology annotation, cellular component: mitochondrial outer membrane; peroxisomal membrane. Bases 1 to 480 code for a protein of 159 amino acids.
AUGGGAAGAAGUCCAGAAAUCGAGGCAGCUUUCCGGCCGCUCAGAGCCGGUGAGCUCCAGGUGCUGCGCGCACAAUACGAGAAGGAGGGCAUGUAUGCCGGCGUCCAGACCAAGUUCAAUUACGCGUGGGGCUUGAUUUGCGAAGACACACGGUCUGAUCAGCAAGAAGGUCUGCGUCUGUUGGCCGAGAUCUUCAGGGCCGCCCCGGAACGUCAACGGGAAUGCCUCUGGUACAUGGCCCUGGCCAAUUAUAAGCUGGGCAACUACGGCGAGUCCCGACGACUCAACGAUGCCCUGCUCGAGCAUGAAGGCAAGGACGAGCAGGGUAAAUGGAAGAACCGUCAGGCAUCGAAGCUGGAGGAUGCGAUAAACGAGAAAGUGACGAGGGAGGGCCUGAUGGGCAUUGCGAUCAUGGGAGGCUUAGCCGUCGCAGCGGGCACGGUCGCCAGCCUGGUUUUCAAGGGUGUCAGAAGACGGUGA